Darwinula stevensoni is the source of this 1428-nucleotide messenger RNA. Lineage: Eukaryota; Metazoa; Arthropoda; Ostracoda; Podocopida; Darwinulidae. The record is from the annotation of a GenBank genome assembly.
AUGACGUCCCAAGAAAAAGAGGAUUGUGGUAUCCCCUUGUGUGUCAAUGAUAGGGUGGUUUAUAUUGAUGAGGAUGAAGUCUGCUACACUGGAACCAUUCAGUGGAUAGGGGAUCUUGAAGAUAAAGAGGGCCUUGUUGGGGUUCAGUUUGAUUCCCCUCUCAGGCUUUCCUCCAUCCCCUUGGGAGAUGACUCAACAGAGAGUCAGUAUUUUGUCCCUGCUUCUGCUCUCCUGAAGGCUAGUAACUUAGUUUCAAAAGAUUGUGAGAAAUUAGACAAUGCUGAGUUGGAGCAUUCAGAUAUAUCUUUCUGUCAGGCUGAUAAACACUGGUUGCAUGAAGUGUCUGGAGGUGGUGGAAGUGAGAGUGAUGAAGAGAGACUGGGAGCAUAUGGGGAUGGAUUAGAUGAAGCAAAAGAUGAUAGUGGCCCUUUAAUCAAAGAAACUCAAAGCAAAGCUGUGGAUGCUCUGACUGCUAUGAUGCUUAUUGUGAUGAUGGGGGUUGUAAAGAAUGCUUGUAUGCAUCAGGAGAAAGUGCAAAUCCCCAGCCUUCUUGUUGGGGAGGAAGAGUCAGGAUGCAAGCAAGAAGUCACCACAGAGGAAUCAGAGGUGCCAUGCAAGGAACUGGGAGAACUGCAUGAUGCAAGUAUGAAAGAAUUGAGAGAGAACAUUUGUGCUGUAUUUGGCAAGGUAUCAACUAAGUCUCUUCAUCUGGAUGACCUGUGUGGACACUUGGGGAUUUCAAAGAGGCAGCUUAGGACCUUCUUGCUAUCCAAUGCUGAAUCAUUCUCACUCUCUAGUGACAACAAGUACAAAGACUUUUUCUGUGGGGUGUUUUUUGCCUCUGCCACAUGGACAUUAUUGAUCAUCCUAUACUUUGACUCAGUAAGUUUCAAGGAAAAGCAGAAGAACUCUGGUAGUCGACUCCGCUUGGUGGCAAGGUACGAGAGGCCAAAACUAGAACUUGGUCCACAAAACCAGAAUUCCCCAUUCAUUGUCAACACUUCUGACCCUGGCUUCAUUCACAACGAAAGAGAUUUUGAGUUCCGGCAAGAAGGUUACAAGAAGUAUGCUUUCAAUGCCCUUAUCAGUGAGAGGAUUGGGGAAUUUCGUGACAUUCCUGACACUCGUCAUGUGUUGUGCAAGACACAGAAGAGGUUUUUGGCAUUGCCAGCAACAACAGUCGUAAUUUGUUUCUACAAUGAAGCUAAAUCAGUUCUCGUGCGAACAGUGACCACUGUCAUCAGACGCACUUCAUCAGACAUCCUACAGGGAAUCAUCCUUGUGGAUGACUGCAGUGAUGAUGGUAUUCCCUCAUACUAUCUUAUGGUCAUCAUUCCAGUGUCUGUCUUUGUUGAUUUUCUCGAGGUGGAAAGACUUGAAAGACCACUUCUUGCUAUAGCUUGUCAUUUUAGGCUUGCCAGUAAAUGA